Molecule: messenger RNA, 6295 nt
Organism: Syngnathus typhle (broad-nosed pipefish)
Lineage: Eukaryota; Metazoa; Chordata; Actinopteri; Syngnathiformes; Syngnathidae
Gene: exoc3l1
Product: exocyst complex component 3-like 1
Exons: 15
Coding region: 3528-5627 (699 amino acids)
Biological process (GO): exocytosis; exocyst localization
Cellular component (GO): exocyst
Molecular function (GO): SNARE binding
Source: RefSeq, a predicted model, not a curated record
AUGUUACAUACAUAAAAUAAAUCACAAACUAGUAGCAUUUACAUUAGCUAUCAUAAAUGAACGUUUGACUCACCGUAGUCUGACUCCGCUGAAGUCAUUGUUGAAGGUUGCUUUUUGUGAAAGAAAAAAACGUAUUAUAAAGUUUAAAAAAUAAGAGUAAUAUAUUAAUGUAAAUAACAAACUCGUAAAUCAAGUACUUACGAAGAUUUUGAACAUCAGCAAAAACGAUGAUAUCUGCAGGACAAUACAUAAACAUUACAUCAUGUUUUACAAAUAACCCUAGUGAAUUAUCAUAAACCUAAUGUAUUAUUAUUAUUAUUAUUAUUAUUAUUAUUAUUAUUAUUAUUAUUAUUAUUAUUAUUAUUAUUAUUAUUAUUAUUAUUAUUAUUAUUAUUGGGGCGGCUUGGUUGUUAAAUGGGUAGCACGUCCGCCUCACAGUUAGGAGGGUGAGGGUUCGAUUCCACCUCCGGCCCUCCCUGUGUGGAGUUUGCAUGUUCUCCCCGGGCCCGCGUGGGUUUUUCUCCGGGCACUCCGGUUUCCUCCCAUAUCCCAAAAACAUGCUUGGUAGGCCGAUUGAGCACUCCAUAUUGUCCCUAGGUGUGAGUGCGAGUGCAAAUGGUUGUUUGUCUCUGUGUGCCCUGCGAUUGGCUGGCAACCGGUUCAGGGUGUCCCCCGCCUACUGCCCGAUGACAGCUGAGAUAGGCUCCAGCACGCCCGCGACCCCCGUGGGGACUAAGCGGUUCAGAAAAUGUAUGGAUGGACAUUGUCUCUCCAGCGCGUCCUGGGUCGUCCCCGGGGUCUCCUACCGGCGGGACAUGCCCGGAACACCUCCCCAGGGAAGCGUCCGGCAGGCAUCCUGACGAGAUGCCCGAGCCACAUCAUCUGGCUCCUCAACGCGGAGGAGCAGCGCCUCUACUCCGAGUCUCUCCCGGAUGACCGAGCUUCUCACCUUAUCUCUAAGGGAGAGGCCGGAUGCCCUGCGGAGAAAACUCAUUUAGGCCGCUUGUAUCCGGGAUCUCGUUCUUUCGGUCACGACCCAUAGCUCGUGACCAUAGGUGAGGAUAGGAGCAUAGAUCGACCGGUAAAUCGAGAGCUUUGUCUUUUGGCUCAGCUCUUUCUUUACCACGACGGACCGGUACAAAGUCUGCAUUACUGCCGACGCUGCACCAAUCCGCCUGUGGAUAUCGCGCUCCAUCCUCCCCUCACUCAUGAACAAGACCCCAAGAUACUUAAAGUCCUCCACUUGGGGCAGGAUCUCAUCCCCGAUCCGGAGAGGGCAUUCCACCCUUUUCCGAUCGAGGACCAUGGACUCGGAUUUGAAAGUGCUGACCCUCAUCCCGACCGCGUCACACUCGGCUGCGAACCGCUCCAGUGAGAGCUGGAGAUCACGGCCUGAAGAAGCCAACAGCUCCACGUCGUCUGCAAAAAGCAGAGACGUGAUGCUGAAGUCCCCAAACCGAACACCCUCAACGCCUCGGCUGCGCCUAGAAAUUCUGUCCAUAAAAAUUAUGAACAGAAUCGGUGACAAAGGGCAGCCUCGGCGGAGUCCAACCCUCACUGGGAACGAAUCUUACUGCCGGAAAUGCAGACCAAACUCUGGCAUCUGUGAUACAGGGACCAAACCGCCCUUAUCAGUUGGCUCCCGAAGCACCCACCCCAGAACCUCCCGAGGGACACGGUCAAAUGCCUUCUCCAAGUCCACAAAAACACAUGUGGACUGGAUGGGCAAACUGCCAUGUACCCUCGAGGAUCCUGCCGAGGGUGUAGAGCUGGUCCAUGGUUCCACAGCCAGGACGAAAGCCACACUGCUCCUCCUGAAUCAGAGGUUCGACCUCCCGACGGACCCUUCUCUCCAGCACCCCUGAAUAGACCUUACCAGGGAGGCUGAGAACUGUGAUUCUCCUGUAAUUGGAACACAUACUCCGGUAGCCCUUCUUAAAGAGGGGAACCACCACCCCAGUCAGCCAAUCCGACGAAGCUGCGUUCCGCUUGGCCAUCCGGUACCUGUCAGCUGCCUCCGGACUCUCGCAGGCCAACACGGGCCGAUAGGACUCCUUCUUCAGCUUGACAGCAUCCCUUACCGCCGGUGUCCACCAGCGGGUUCGGGUAUUGCCGCCACAACAGGGAACAACGACUUUACGGCCACAGCUCCGGUCGGCUGCCUCAACAAUGGAGGCGCGGAACAUGGUCCACUCGGACUCAAUGUCCCCCGCCUUACCCGGGACGUGUGAAAAGCUCUGCCAGAGGUGGGAGUUGAAGUUCUUCCUGACAGGGGAUUCCAGACGUUCCCAGCAGACCCUCACAGAGCGUUUGGGUCUGCCAGGUCGGACCGGCAUCUUCCCCCACCAUCGGAGCCAACUCACCACCAGGUGGUGAUCAGUUGACAGCUCCGCCCCUCUUUUCACCCGAGUGUCCAAAACAUGUGGCCAAAAAUCCGAUGACACGACUACAAAAUCAAUCUUCAGCCUAGGGUGUCCUGGUGCCAAGUGCACACAUGGACACUCUAAUGCUUGAACAUGGUGUUCAUUAUAGAAAAUCCGUGUCGAGCACAGAAGUCCAAAAAUAGAACACCGCUCGGGUUCAGAUCGGGGGGGGCCAUUCCUCCCAAUCACGCCCUUCCAGGUCUCACUGUCAUUGCCCACAUGAGCAUUGAAGUCACCCAGUAGAACGAUGGAGUCCCCAAAAGGAGUGCUCUCCAGCACUUCCUCCAGGGACUCCAAAGAUGGUGGGUACUCUGAGCUGCCGUUUGGUGCAUAAACACAAACAACAGUCAGGACCCGUCCCCCCAGCCGAAGGCGGAGGUAGGCUACCGUCUCGUUCAGCGGGGUGAACCCCAAUGUGCAGGCGCCCAGCUGUAGGGCAAUAAAUAUACCCACACCGGUUCGACGCCUCUCACCGUGGGCAACUCCAGAGUGGAAGAGAGUCCAGCCCCUCUCGAGAGGGCUUGUACCGGAACCCAAACUGUGUGUGGAGGCCGACUAUAUCUAGUCUGAACUUUUCUGCCUCGCACACCAGCUCGGGCUCCUUUCCAGCCAGAGAGAUGACAUUCCAUGUCCCAAGAGCCAGCUUCUGCAGCCGGGGAUCGGAUCGCCAAGGUUCCCCGCCUUUGGCCGCCGCCCAGCUCGCUUUGCUCCCGACCCCUCCUACAGGUGGUGAGCCCAUGGGAAGGGAGACCCACGUUUUCUUUUCGGGCUGUGCCCGGCCGGGCCCCAUGGGCGAAGGCCCGCCCACCAGGCGCUUGCCUUCGAGCCACACCUCCAGGCCUGGCUCCAGAGUGGGGCCCCAGUGACCCGCGUCCGGGCCAGGGAAAACUAGGUCCAUAUAUUUUUAUCAUCAUAAGGGGUCUUCUGAGCCGUUCUUGGUCUGGCCCCUCACUUAGGAACCUUUUGCCAUGGGUGACCCUACCAGGGGCAUGAAGCCCCAGAUAACAUGGCUCCUAGGAUCAUAUGGGCACGCAAACCCCUCAACCACGAUAAGCGCACUCCGACUCAGCUGAUCAGAGCUCAUUCGCUGGCUUGUCCUCUCAAAUGAUCGAUGGUCGUCUGUCCCAAACUAACUUCAAACUUGGCGGGUUUAUCUUCAUCAUGAGAAGUCAGGGACAUGACCCAAGAUGGCCCCAGCCAGCCAAGAUGGCCCCAGCCAGCCAAGGUGGCCCCAGCCAGCCAAGGUGGCCCCAGCCAGCCAAGGUGGCUCCAGCCAGCCAAGGUGGCUCAAAGGAAGUUGGAAGCAUGGUUUUCGAAACAGAGCGUCUGGUGGAGUCAAGAAGGCUCCUGGAAGCCCACGCCUACCUGAUGAAUCUGGAACAAUGGCAGGAUGACAUCCUCUGGCAGCUUAAUGGGGCUGCUGGGAUGCAAGGAAGUGAGCUCAGCACUGAUGACCAGGAGCUGGUGUCCAAAUACUUCUCAGGUGUUAGGAAACUGGGGGAGUCUCUGGGAAAGGAGCUGUGGGGAGUUGUGAGAAAUACCUUUGCUGUAGUUCACCAAAACCCCACAUCGUUUGUAUCGACUGUGAGGAUUAUAGAGCGAGAAGAGGCUAUUGACAGAGUUCUGCUGGAGGAACGAGCUAAGGGCAAUGCCAGGCCCCUAUCCCCUGGACGACCUCGCUGCUGGAGAGCACGUUUCUUCCAGGUUCUGGAGGAAGUGGUGACUGCUCGGUUUCGUGGUAUGUCUUACCUUCACACACAGGGUCCAGGUUUGGUAGGGCGUCUCUCUACUCUGCAGGAUGCUGUUAUGUCCGAUCUGGCCACAGUACGCCACUUGCUGGAGCCCUGCGUCCCACCACACUACCGGCUAACUAGAGCCUACCUCAAGGCGAUUCACUACUGUUUACAUGCUCACUUGACACAGGUUAGCAGUUGGGACCUGGAGAGCGGGGAGAUUUUCGCUGUGCUCAACUGGGUACUACAUGUCUACAACAGCUCUGAAAUGAUGGGUCAUCCAGAGCUGCUGUAUGACAUGAAGGGGGAAGAGCUGGAACCUCUGAUCUCUCCUGAGGGUCUAGAGCAACUUCAGACCAAAUAUGUCUCAAGUGUUCGGAAGAGUGUGUCUGAAUGGAUGCAUAAAGCUCUGCAGGUGGAGCUGCAAGACUGGCAAAGGGACCAGGAGCCAGAGACAAACCAUGAAGGUUUCUACCAAACCAGCCUACCAACUAUCAUCACUCAGAUGUUGGAAGAAAAUGCCCGUGUGGCCCUAAUGAUUGGCAAAUCCCUCAGAAACCAAAUAAUCCAAAUGGGGCUGUGUGAAAUGGAGAACCUUCUCAACAGAUUUCGAGAAGCUCUGGUGGGAUUUGGGAAGGAGCGUUGCAGCGAUCCAAUUAACAGCAAAAGCAAGUUCUACCUCCACUAUCUACUUGCCUCCAUUAGUAACUGUAUCAUUCUCAAAAAAUCUACAGAGAACCUUCAACAGCAACAGUCAUCCUGCGAAACAGAACCGUUUUCACGAGCUCCUCCCAACCCAUUGGCAGCUCUGGAUCGAGUAGUACAAAGGGCUUGUCGCUUGUCAAUGGAUCAGCUCCUGCUGGACCUAAAGCCAUUCCUCACUGGCCUACUGACACGGCCCUGGCUGAUUCAGGGAGAGCCCACUCCCAAACUCUGCCAGAUCCUGGAAUAUCAUCUGGACCUGUACAGCCAUGUUCAACUGCCUUGCCGACAGCGUCUGCAGGAGGAAGCCCAGUGGUUGACAGUGGUGGAGUAUGUCAAAGCAUUGAUGCAGAAGAGGCUGGUAUGUCGCAGUGCUGAGGAAAGGAGGAAAUUAACUCAGCAGAUGGUUAAGGAUGACCAGCAGUUUCAAGAAAUUUUCCAUGGUGUGGCAGGUGAUGGGUUACAAUCUGAAAUGGAACCAUUGACCUUACUUCCAGUCUUGGCUGAUUUCAUCAAACUUCAAGACCCCAGCAUGCUCCCUCUUGAGGUGUCUGAACUUGCAACAAAAUAUCCCGACGUCGGUGAAGAGCACGUGUCUGUGUUGCUGGACAUCCGUGGUGACGUCUCCAGGGACACAAGAGUGUCCGUACUGGAGCUUCUGCAACAGAGUACCACCCCUCUGCAAGCUGCAUACCGUCCUAUUUUCACAGAUAUCCAGGUGUCUCCUUCAACUAUGGCCUUCUGCCUACCAACUGCCAAAUGUACAUGAUGAGAGACUUUGCACCUGUAGACUCUGAAUAGAGCAAACGAUCAUCCCAACAUGCAUGUUGGUGUGCGGGAUGCUUUGACAUUACACAAUUGUUUUUACUUUUUGGGAAAUGAACAAGCUACAGUAUGUUUUUGAUUUACAGUCAUUCACAGGUCCUAUGUAGUUCCAGUGCAACCUCCAGCUGAACGCAAUUUAUUCCAUGAUGCUUGGGUGACUUCCACGUUGUGUCAUUUCAAAAUAAAUGUUAAUGUUGUGUCCUUAAUAUGAUAGGUGCAUAUAUUGAUAAGAAUAUAAACUUUACUCCUGUUAAGAUUCUGCAUAUAGUUUUUCCAGAUCUACUGACCAAGCCAAGGUGAACUAUAAACCCCAAUUCCAACUAACUUGGGAUGUUCUGUAAAACACCCCUCUGUGAGUCAUCACCUUAUCAUUGUGGAGGGGUUUGCGCGUCCUAAUGUUAUGUGUUUUGGGGUGUUCUCGUGUUUCCUUUGUCUUUUAGCUUUGAUUUGCUUUGAUGGCUUUUAUCUUGAGCACUUUCUGGCUUUCUUUGUGGCGCCGUUCUGUGGCAGCCUUAUGAGAGCCUAUUGAGUUGCGCUCAUGUCAUCUGUGUGUCUUUUGUAUACCCACUCUGUGGUAUGGAUACUGCUGGGGCCUGAAUUCCCCCACCCCUG